Messenger RNA from Neoarthrinium moseri, 1833 nucleotides. RefSeq lists its product as uncharacterized. Gene Ontology annotation, biological process: protein phosphorylation. The coding region runs from base 1 to 1833 and encodes 610 amino acids. NCBI's taxonomy places the organism in Eukaryota, Fungi, Ascomycota, Sordariomycetes, Amphisphaeriales, Apiosporaceae. The transcript has 4 exons. Gene Ontology annotation, molecular function: protein kinase activity; ATP binding. The record is from RefSeq and is a predicted model, not a curated record.
AUGUCGACGAUUCAGCAGCUCAAAAACUUCAUUCGUCACGGCAAGCAGGCCAGGACGAACAACAACCACCAGGAGGAAACUCCACGGAAACAUGAUCAUUCACCACCAACUGGCUCAUCUGCACACAAGGCCAUGGCUCAUGUAACCGAACCCGCAAUGUCGGUCCCCCCGCCGAAGGCCGCACAACACCAUGCCCAACCCAUCCCGGACGCCUACUCUGCUCAGCCCGGAGACAACCAGCACCGUGUCGCCCAGGCCAAUGACGUCGCCGCACACCACGCAGAGGAGACAGUCGAGUCGGCCAAGUCCAAGAGCAAGCGCAACGACGACUCCCACGUCGCCAAGCUGAUUCAGCAGGAGAAUGAGAGCCGUGGCAAGUUCCCCAAGUACCCUGGGCUGGAGCGAUGGGAGCUCGUCGAGAAGAUGGGCGACGGCGCCUUCAGUAAUGUAUACCGGGCACGCGACCUGACCGGAGACGCUGGCGAGGUCGCCAUCAAGGUCGUGCGGAAAUUCGAAAUGAACAACAUGCAGCGCGCAAACAUUCUCAAGGAGGUGCAGAUCAUGCGCCAGCUUGACCACCCUAACAUCAUUAAGCUGAUUGACUUUUCAGAGUCGCGGCAAUAUUACUACAUCAUACUGGAACUCGCACCUGGUGGCGAGUUAUUCCACCAGAUCGUGCGCUUGACAUACUUCAGCGAAGACCUGUCACGCCAUGUCAUCACUCAAGUCGCCGAGGCAUUAGAGUAUCUCCACGAAGAGAGAGGUGUUGUUCAUCGUGAUAUCAAGCCGGAGAACAUUUUGUUCAGACCCAUACCAGUGGUGCCGUCCAAAUCUCCAAAGCCCAAGCAGCCAGGUGACGAGGACAAGGUCGACGAAGGCGAGUACAUACCCGGACAUGGUGCCGGAGGUAUUGGUCAAAUCAAGAUUGCCGAUUUUGGAUUGUCCAAGAUCGUGUGGGACAAUUCGACCAUGACGCCGUGUGGUACAGUCGGCUACACCGCACCUGAAAUUGUCAAGGACGAACGCUACUCCAAGUCAGUGGAUAUGUGGGCAUUGGGUUGUGUGCUAUACACAUUGCUGUGCGGCUUCCCGCCAUUCUACGACGAGAGUAUCGAGGUUCUUACAGAAAAGGUCGCCAAGGGCCAGUACACCUUCCUGUCACCGUGGUGGGAUGACAUUUCGAAAUCCGCUCAGGAUUUGAUCACCCAUCUGCUGACGGUCGAUCCGGAGAAACGAUACACUAUUACGGAGUUCUUGGCGCACCCCUGGAUUCGUCAAGGUUCAGGGCCGACACCGCGUGACGAGAAGAAGGCCGCGGGUGGGGACAUGCUUCGAGCUUUCGACGCCUCACGAUUUGUGGACGGCGACAGACGAAUGGACUUCCGUUCUCCUGGCGCCGUGAAUCUGCGUGAGAUCUUCGAUGUGGGAUACUCGGUACAUCGCCAGGAAGAAGAGGCCAAGCGCAGGAAGCAAAUCGGAACCAAGGGUGCUGCAAUGUCUCGUCUUACGAACCUGAACGAAUUGUCAGAAGACGAGGAGGAGGAUAAGUCUGAUCCCGAGUAUGUGCACAAAACGGAUGCAUCGCAAUUGGAACAGCGAAUGCGGGACACGAAUUUGGGCAAGAGCCAGGAACGUGGGCGCGACCGAGAGCGUCAAGCCGAGAAGCCUACCGAAAAGGGCUACGGGCAACAUAGCGCUGCUGUAGCUCAUGCGGCUCGCCAACAAGUCCGGGAUCGCAACAAGCAGAAGGCCCCCUUUGAGUUGAGUCUUGACGGAGCGACAUUACUUGGCCGCAGGGCCCACAAGCCCACUGCUAGUGCCGGUGGCGCUUAA